Molecule: messenger RNA, 900 nt
Organism: Caenorhabditis remanei
Lineage: Eukaryota; Metazoa; Nematoda; Chromadorea; Rhabditida; Rhabditidae
Exons: 4
Coding region: 1-900 (299 amino acids)
Biological process (GO): fatty acid beta-oxidation
Cellular component (GO): mitochondrion
Molecular function (GO): (3S)-3-hydroxyacyl-CoA dehydrogenase (NAD+) activity; NAD+ binding
Source: RefSeq, a predicted model, not a curated record
AUGGUCCAAACUGAAAUGGAGAAAAGUAAGCCACUUGUUGCCAUUUUCGGCGCUGGAAUGAUGGGAAGUGGUAUUGCUCAAGUAUGCAUUCAAGCUGGUUAUCCUGUUAAUUUGUACGGAAGAAGCGAGAAAAAACUUCUAGAAGCUCGUGAGACAAUAAAGAAGAACUUGAUUCGUGUGGCCGGAAAGAAGAAGGUUGAUAUUCCAAUGGAGCCAGAGGCAUUGGAACAGAUUGCUUUAAUGCAGUUGGAAUUACUCCAAAUUCAUACUGAUAUUCCCUCUGCUGUCGAAGAUGCCUCCAUGGCUAUUGAAGCCGUCGCUGAAAACUUGGAUCUCAAGCUGGACAUUUUCCAGACUAUUCAAAAGACUUGCCCAGAACACUGCAUGCUGAUCACCAACACUUCUUCUCUGAAACUCUCCCAAAUGCUUCCAGUCAUCAAGAAUCCAUCUCUCUUCGCUGGUCUUCAUUUCUUCAAUCCAGUCCCUGUCAUGAAACUUGUUGAAGUGGUUUCUACUGACGAGACCUCCCAAGAUACUACUGAUUUCUUGUUCAAUUUCUGCAAAGAAAUCAAGAAAUUACCCGUCGCUGCCAAGGAUACUCCUGGAUUCAUUGUCAACAGACUUUUGAUUCCAUACCUGAUGGACUCGAUUCGUAUGUUGGAACGUGGAGAUGCCACUAAAGAAGACAUCGACACUGCCAUGAGAUUUGGAACUUCCUAUCCAAUGGGACCAAUCGAAUUGUGUGAUUACGUUGGAUUGGAUGUGCUUCAAAGUACUUUGAAAAUCUUCCGUGAAACAGUUCCCGGAGAUGCUCGUUUUGCUCCAAUUCAACUUUUGGACAAGCUUGUUUCUGAAGGAAAGUUGGGAAGAAAAACGAAACAAGGAUUCUACACUUAUUAG